Panicum virgatum (switchgrass) is the source of this 1866-nucleotide messenger RNA. RefSeq names its product transmembrane protein 45B-like. Bases 101 to 1051 code for a protein of 316 amino acids. The record is from RefSeq and is a predicted model, not a curated record. NCBI's taxonomy places the organism in Eukaryota, Viridiplantae, Streptophyta, Magnoliopsida, Poales, Poaceae. The transcript has a single exon.
CCCUCUCCACACGCCACCACCAACUUCUUUCCUCCUGUCCGAACCGCGCUUGCGCAGGUGCACGCAACGCCAAAAGGCCAAAGCUCUUCGGCGGCGCGCCAUGGGCACCCUCGUCGGGCACGUCGCUCCGGGCGCCGGCUUCCUCCUCAUCGGCCUGUGGCAGCUGUUCAGCCACACCCGCCUCUUCCUGCUGCGGCCGGGCUCGUACACGGCGCCGGUCUGGUUCCCGGCGCGCGGCGUGCGCCACCUCGAGCUCAUACUCAUCAUCGUCGGCACGGUGAUCUCCAUCCUGAUGGAGCUCGUCAUCGGCCCCGCGAAGCACCAGCCGUUCGACGACGACGGCACCAUCCCGUCCGACCACUUGCACAACUUCGAGCACGCGUCCAUCUCGCUGGCGCUGCUCGUCUUCGCCGCGGUCACCAUCCACCUCGACCGGGCGUGGGCGCCGAUGCGGGACGCCGUGUCGCAGCUGGUGGCCGCCGCGGCGUUCGCGCAGCAGCUGCUCAUCUUCCACCUCCACUCGGCGGACCACAUGGGCGUGGAGGGCCAGUUCCACUGGCUGCUGCAGACCGUCAUCGCCGUCACGCUCGCCACCACGCUGCUCGGGAUCCCCUGCCCGCGGAGCUUCACGGUGAGCCUGGUCCGGUCGGCGAGCCUCGUGUUCCAGGGCGUCUGGUUCAUCGUCAUGGGGGUAAUGCUCUGGACGCCCGCGCUCAUCCCCAAGGGAUGCUUCCUCAACCUCGAGGAAGGCCACGACGUGGUCCGGUGCCGCACCGACGAGGCGCUCGACCGCGCCAAGUCGCUCGUGAACCUGCAGUUCAGCUGGUACCUCACCGGCACCGUGGUGUUCGUCGUCCUGUUCUACCUCCACAUGGCUAAGCUCUACCCGGAGGAGCCGCAGUACUUGCCGCUGGUAAAGGGCGGCGGCGGCGACAGCGACAGCCGGUUCAGCAUCGGAGAUGACCACGACGACGAGGACGACCUCGAGGCCUCCAAGCGUGGCUUCGGGCACGUGGUGAGCGGCGCAAAGCCUGUCGAAAUCGAGAGGUGAAAUCGUAGCACCGUAAGGUUGGGAAACGUUCUUUCUGUGAUUACAGUGUGAUUUGGCUUCAGCGUUUGUGGUGAGAAAUGUACAAUUUGUACGUACUCCCUCCUUCCCCGUUUAUAAGGCAUACACGUAUAUCAAGAUUCAAACCUUCUCAUCUUUGACCAAUAAUUUGACUAUUAAAUUUUUGUUUUUAUAAUGCAAAUUUCAUAUGAUUGGAUUCAUAAUCAAAUAUAGUUUACAAUGAUUAUAAGCUUAUAAUCAAAAGUGAUAUAAUAUAUGAUAAAUAAAUGGUCAAAGUGUUGUUUAGAAGACCGUGUCAUGUUCCACCAUGCCUUAUAAACGGGGAAGGAGGGAGUAUUCUUUAGGGAACCGUGAAACAAGCGGUUUACAUACAGCUGAUACUUUCUCUGCGACCCUUGGAUUAAGGAUCCAAUGGCAGUCCAUAUUUGUCCUGUCUCAGGUCAUCCACGUCUCUCACUAUUCUAGCAAGGCAACCAAGAAUCCAAGAUCGGAGCGAUUGCGAAUGUUUUCAGUUGACUACGCAAUCGGAAACGUGUUUCAUUCAUCUCGCUCAUUAAUUAAACAAAUCCCUUUGCAAGUCGCAGCGUGACGUGCCCGAGCUAGAACCAACAGUUCCACCUGGCAAAUCCGCUCUAGACGUAUGUGCCGCCGCCGCUUUCCUUCGCCCUGAGGCAGCAUCAAACUUCUUCCCGGACAAGAAACCCGGACCACGAGCACGAGAAUUGACCUGUCCGGUCGACGACUGCUAGCGAUUCCAGUGAAAUUCACAUGACCAAACCCGUCGAUCUCCUCCCAUC